Messenger RNA from Malassezia vespertilionis, 1482 nucleotides. RefSeq lists its product as uncharacterized. Bases 1 to 1482 code for a protein of 493 amino acids. Lineage: Eukaryota; Fungi; Basidiomycota; Malasseziomycetes; Malasseziales; Malasseziaceae. The transcript has a single exon. The record is from RefSeq and is a predicted model, not a curated record.
AUGCACACCUAUACGACCCACGGUGGCGAGCGUGCGUCGGACGAGCCGCAAGCUCGCCACGCAUUCGGCAGGCAACCACAUAUACCAAUGUUUACGAAAAUGAUGCUCGCGCCAAGCCUGCACCCCAACACACACUUCGAUCCCGAGCACAGGUUUGGCAUUAGUCCUGGAUGCACCGAGUCACCAUCGGGGAGCCUCAGCAGCGUAUCGAGCAUGCCAAGCCUGCACAGCAUGUCGUUCCAUGGCGACGCGACCGAUGUAGAUGACGACGAUGCAGAGGCGGAGCUGAAUAUUGCAAGCAAGCUCGACGAGCCAGACGACAUUGCACUCGCCGCUCUGGAAAAUGACGACGAUACGAUUGGAGAUAUGGACGGCGUGCAGAGCACUGCAGCCAGCUGGGAUGCAACUACCAGCCACAGCGGCUCCCUAGCGCGUUCCUGGAAUAAUUCCACUGUACAUACACCAUUUCCACUUCACCGUUCGCACUCUGUGCCGACGCAGUCCGCGCUGCUUACUCUCCGCAAAGGCCGCGUGUCCGAGCUCUUGGCAGAAUGCGACGAAAUGCCGCACACUACAACACCUUUUGGCAGUACGCGAUUGGAUACGUGUGCGUCAGGCGGCGCGGCUGAUUUCGACCCCGACGCGCUGCCAUUACCGCCCACAUCGCAGCCUGCAGCGAAUGCUACAGAUAGCGUACCUGCUGUGCCUUCGCCAUUGUACCAGUGCAUUUCUGCAAACGCUAUAGACGGCGAUCCAAAAGCCGAGCAAGACUGCAACAUGCGUUCGAAACAACACGACAAUGAUGGCGGCAGCGUGCACAGCCGCGGUCGAUUGCGUAUGGUGCGCUUCUCCACGAAUCCUCCUUCAGAGAUUCGUACACACAGCCCCGUGGAGUACGAUCGGAAAGCGUGCCAGCCGAACCAUCACUUUUGCGGCAAGGAUCUGGAGGAGCUGCGUGCUUUGGACAUGCCGAUGGAGCUACUUGCCUCUCGCUGGUCCGCAUUGAAGCAGCUCGUACCUCACUGCACCAGCGACGCACCAUUGUGCGAGGACAUAAACGUGGAGAAUACACCGAAGUGUGCGCCAGCGACACUGGACACAGCGCGCACGGCGCCUCUGUGCGCUCAAAGCUUGCGCAUUAUGCCCGCGGAUGACACGCAAGUAGCACAGACACGCCGCGCACGCUGGGACGAUAUGCGCUCAUCGCACGAGCGGCGCAGAGGCCGCUCGUGCAGUGCCGUGCCCGAAGCAAAGCCACGCGAUCCGAGCUGUACCUCGCUGCUCGCGCCGUCCAUCGCUGCACGGUUUGGCCUGGACAAGCCGCCCCCUCCAUUGCCCGGCACACCAGACGCUGCGGACCUCAGCCCCAGCUCUCCACCGCGAAGUACCGAGUGCUUGACGCCUCCGUGCCCCGAGCAGCUUUGUGAAACCCGCGUCCCAGAUAUGUGCGACGGCGGUAGUGAAUAUGAUUUUGUAGUUUAA